UGCAGAAAAAAAAAGUAGUGACUCAGGAAUUUUUCACCCUCGCACAAGUGUCUGAUGUCACAUUGUUUUACUAUCCAUUUGGUUCUUAUUUUUUCAUUGCUCCUCUGUUUCACGUGUGAGUGUUAACCAGGCAUCAACUGAUACACAUUGCUGUGUCCAAUCAGUGAUUCCCGCUUCCAUAUACGACACGGUAUAGGGCUCAAGCGCGUCAAUGUUGACGGAGAUAUUAGUAUAUUUUGGAGCUUCAUAAGCUAUAGCUUCAUUUUCCAGUGUUUUAGUCACAUCCCAGCACCUUUCACAGUUGAAAGUGAACGCGCGAUCGUGAAAAUUUGUGCCGGACAUUCACAAUGGCAUCACAUCCCAGUGACCAUAUCAGAGACAUGCCACUUCAUCCGAGCAAAUGGACGACUUUUGGCGACUGGGAUGACUUCUUGACAUGGUGUGAUUCUACCUUGGGCAGCCGAUUGGUGAUUAAGUACACAUGCACUUUCUUAGCGCUUGUGAUCUCAUACAUCAUGUGGUGCUACUUUCGACGUCCCAUCAACUGGACACGAAAUUUAAUAGACAUCGGAUACAAACACUUGACUGACAACCAAUCCUCCAGUCAUGCUAAACGGGACAUUAUCAACAGUCACCGAAGGAUGCGAAGGAUGGGCGUUAAAUUGCCACCACCAUUUCCCAAUGGAUGGUUCUGUGUGGCCGAAUCUGACGAUGUCCCUCCGGGAAAGUCCAUAAGUGUGAGUUGCUUGGGAAACACAUUUGCUGUGUUCCGAAGUCAAGAGACCAAAGAAGUCUUCAUUCUCGAUGCAUAUUGCCCUCACUUGGGCGCGAAUCUCGGUGUGGGCGGAAUGGUCAUUAAGGACUGUAUCGAAUGCCCAUUCCAUCAUUGGAAAUUUCGUGGAACUGAUGGACAAUGCGUGGAUAUUCCCUACAGUUGCAAGGAUACAAUUCCUAAAACAGCCAAAGUCAAGAGUUGGACAUCUUUUGAGAUGAACGGAUUCAUCUAUAUCUGGCAUCACAGUGACAAUCUUUCACCCUGGGAUCUGCCCCGAGUCCAAGAAAUAGACUCUGGAAAAUGGAUCUACUACGGACGCAAUGAAUUUUAUAUCAAUUGCCACAUUCAGGAUAUCCCUGAAAAUGGGGCUGAUGUGUCCCAUUUGAGCGCUAUACACGAGGCCGGAAUGUUUGCUGGGAGUGAUUUACGUUCAGCCAGAUUGUCUAAAUGGGCAUCGUUGGGAUUGCACGCUUGGGAUGCCAAAUGGCAAGCAAUGACUGAGGAAGGACAGCAUCAUAUUGCUGUUAUGAGUCUUAAACAUUCCUUCAAGCUCUUCAAUAAGAUGGACAUUGUUAAAGUAGAUAUCACAGCCAGACAGAUCGGACCUGGCUAUGUUCAAUUGUAUUUGGUAUCGUCUUUUGGCGUAAUGAUGGCCCUUCAGUGUGUAACCCCAGUCUCACCAUUUGUCCAGAAAGUCAUUCAUCGCUUCUACGGACCAGAUAAUUUACUCUUUGCAAAAUUUGUUGUAUGGGGUGAAACAAUUAUGUUUGAACGAGACAUUAUGGUAUGGAACAGUAAGCAGUACAUUGACAAUCCAUGCCUUGUUAAAGAGGACAAGCAGAUUAAAUCAUUCCGCAACUGGUACAAGCAGUUUUAUUCAGAGACUAGCCCUGGAUAUAGCAACUUUAACACUGGACUCGAUUGGUAAAUGGCUCUUACCAAAACUCUUUCUAAAAUGCAUCACACACUUAUUCAAUCCAGUUUUCGGCUCUGGGGACCUUUAUCACUUUUUUUUUAUUAGUAUUUUGAAAAAUAAUAUUAGUAUUUGUAGAAUCCUUAUGACAAUAAAAUUAUGAAACGAAAGUAAUUUUAGUAACUCCAAUUUAA
This is a messenger RNA of Phlebotomus papatasi, 1882 nucleotides long. RefSeq names its product cholesterol 7-desaturase nvd (gene nvd). The record is from RefSeq and is a predicted model, not a curated record. The coding region runs from base 348 to 1703 and encodes 451 amino acids. Lineage: Eukaryota; Metazoa; Arthropoda; Insecta; Diptera; Psychodidae. Gene Ontology annotation, molecular function: 2 iron, 2 sulfur cluster binding; chlorophyllide a oxygenase activity. Gene Ontology annotation, cellular component: chloroplast. Gene Ontology annotation, biological process: chlorophyll biosynthetic process; cholesterol metabolic process. The transcript is spliced from 5 exons.